Molecule: messenger RNA, 708 nt
Organism: Erigeron canadensis
Lineage: Eukaryota; Viridiplantae; Streptophyta; Magnoliopsida; Asterales; Asteraceae
Product: truncated transcription factor CAULIFLOWER A
Exons: 8
Coding region: 1-708 (235 amino acids)
Biological process (GO): positive regulation of transcription by RNA polymerase II
Cellular component (GO): nucleus
Molecular function (GO): protein dimerization activity; DNA-binding transcription factor activity, RNA polymerase II-specific; RNA polymerase II cis-regulatory region sequence-specific DNA binding
Source: RefSeq, a predicted model, not a curated record
AUGGGUAGGGGAAGGGUGACAUUGGAACGGAUCGAAAACAAGGUCAGUCGACAGGUAACGUUCUCAAAACGUAGGUCCGGUUUGUUGAAGAAAGCUAAUGAGAUCUCGGUUCUUUGUGAUGCUCAUAUCGCUCUUAUCAUCUUCUCCCCCAACGGAAAGCUUGUCGAGUAUGCCACACAUGCUUCAAUGGAAAGCAUCCUUGAGAGAUAUGAAAGUCAAUCAAACAAAGAAAGGCAGCUUAAUGGGAUCAAUCAUCAAACACAGGGAAGCUGGACUUUGGAACAUGCAAGGCUGGAGGCUAAAAGAGAAAUCUUGCGGAAAAAUAAGAGGAAUAUGAUAGGUGAAGAGAUUCAUUCCUUGAGUCUCAAAGAGCUUCAGAACUUGGAGCAACAAAUCGAAAUAUCUCUUAGACGUGUUAGGUCGAAAAAGAACCAGUUGAUGCUUGAAUCAAUUUCGGAGCUCCAAAAGAAGCACAAGGCCUUGCAGGAUCAAAAUAAUCGGCUCUCAAAGGAGAUCAAAGAAAAGAAGAAAGAACUCACCAAACUGCCAACCGUGGAGCACCAGAUUCAUGUGAAUGAUACCUCGUUUCCAUGGGGCACCUUGAACCCUGGUGAGACAUACUUGGCUAGACGUAAUGGAGAUAAAGAAGAAACACAGAGACAAGAUCAACGGCUGCCUCAUUGGUUGGCUCAUUAUAGGAUCCCGUAG